UGAAAACUGGUGUUUCUGUGAUUCCGUCAGUUUAAAGAGGCUUAAAGGUUCAUUUCAGAGUAAUCUGAAGGUUGGAAGGUGUGCCAGGUGUGUUGUUCUGCUGUUCAGAGUUGAACAGGUUAACAAAGUGCUGGUGCUGAUAAAAACAGCAGCUGAAGGCCUCCGAGUCUUUGUUAACCCUUUCAAAGAGGCUUUGUGUGUGUGCUGACUCGGCGCUCUGAAACACAAAGCAGCGAGUGCCGCUCAGGUGUAUAAAAGCUGAGAGCUCACACAGGUAUGAAGGCAGCCCACCUCCCUCAGCACAGAGCAGCACGUCAACAACACGCCAACAUGUCCGCCACCGACAUGAACACGAAGAGCAGGGUCGUCUUCUACGAGGACAGGAACUUCCAGGGUCGUUCCUACGAGUGCAGCGGCGACUUUGCUGACAUGUCGUCCUACCUGAGCAGGUGUCACUCCUGCAGGGUGGAGAGAGGCUGUUUCAUGGUCUACGACCGCCCCAACUUCAUGGGCAACCAGUACUUCCUGAGGAGGGGCGAGUACUCCGACUACAUGAGCAUGAUGGGAAUGAACGAGUGCAUCAGGUCCUGCCGCGUGAUCCCCAUGCACCGCGGGUCCUACAGGAUGAGGAUCUACGAGAAGGAGAACUUCGGAGGCCAGAUGUACGAGAUGAUGGACGACUGCGACAACAUCAUGGACCGUUACCGCAUGUCCAACUGCAUGUCGUGUCAUGUGAUGGACGGACACUGGCUGAUGUACGAGCAGCCCCAUUACAGAGGCAGGAUGAUGUACAUGAGGCCUGGGGAGUACAGGAACUUCAUGAGCAUGGGCAUGGGCAACAUGAGGUUCAUGAGCAUGAGGCGCAUCAUGGACUCUUACUACUAG
Molecule: messenger RNA, 885 nt
Organism: Micropterus dolomieu (smallmouth bass)
Lineage: Eukaryota; Metazoa; Chordata; Actinopteri; Centrarchiformes; Centrarchidae
Product: gamma-crystallin M2-like
Exons: 3
Coding region: 277-885 (202 amino acids)
Biological process (GO): visual perception; lens development in camera-type eye
Molecular function (GO): structural constituent of eye lens
Source: RefSeq, a predicted model, not a curated record